AUGCUUCGAGACUUCAAAAAGACGGAAGCCUAUCCCUUUGCUCAAGGAUCCUUUGGUGAAGUAUGGAAGGGAGAAGUCGAUGGAACGCAGGUCGCUAUCAAACGAGCGAGGAUAUUCACAAGUGACAGUAACAUUGAGAAAGUCCUACGGAAAAUACGACGAGAAGCCAUCAUCUGGACUCAACUUUGUGAUCAUCCCAAUGUCCUACCCUUCUAUGGCAUCUAUCAUGAUUUUGCCCCUUCUUCCUACUGCCUCGUAUCGCCAUUCAUGCCUAGUGGAUCCCUCCAUCAAUAUAUGAAUAACACCAGCCAUCCCGAUCAGCACAAACUCGCCCUAGAUGUUACCCAUGGCAUGAACUACCUCCACAAACUUCUCAUCAUUCACGGUGAUCUCAAAGGGGAUAACAUACUGAUCACCAACGAUCAUAGAGCAGUCAUCGCGGAUUUCGGUUUAUCCUUUGUAAUGGGUGUUACAACCUUCACGACUUCAUCUUCACCACAUAAGGGUGGCACCUUAAGGUGGCAAGCUCCAGAAGUCCUCAACGCUAGUCCCAACAGCCUCCUAGCAGACGUAUAUUCACUCACAUGUGUGUACUUUGAGAUAUUCAACAGGACGAUACCCUGGGAGAACAUCAAGGAUGUUGCCAUCAUCGUGAAUGUCAGUGUCAAGAAGGAGCACCCUGGGCAUCCGAGAUACCUUGUGUCAACUGCUUGGCAUGCAGAGUUGUGGUGGGAUCUCAUGACAAGAUGCUGGGCCUAUGAUCCUUCGCAUCGACCCACUCUGCCUGAAAUCAUGGCUGAUCUCUGUGUGAUGCAGGAUAUGCCAAUGAUGAUGGAGACACAGUCACGGUGGGAUAAGUCUACCACAAUACGGCUACGCAACCCAUUAAUCCGAGGGGAAUUGGUUGUUCCUUCGGGCCUUCCUCGGUUUUUGAACUUGGAGGGAUUGUCGGAUGGUUAA
Messenger RNA from Desarmillaria tabescens, 960 nucleotides. RefSeq names its product kinase-like domain-containing protein. Gene Ontology annotation, cellular component: cytoplasm. NCBI's taxonomy places the organism in Eukaryota, Fungi, Basidiomycota, Agaricomycetes, Agaricales, Physalacriaceae. Gene Ontology annotation, molecular function: protein kinase activity; ATP binding. The coding region runs from base 1 to 960 and encodes 319 amino acids. The record is from RefSeq and is a predicted model, not a curated record. The transcript has 5 exons. Gene Ontology annotation, biological process: signal transduction; protein phosphorylation.